AACAAUCAUUCUCCGCCUUGACAGCUCGCUUCCUGAGCUCUCUUCUGCGCGACAACUCUACAUUAGCUACUGCACACGCGUUUCGCCACACCAACUUGCAGUGCUGAGCGAGCCGCAAUAGCUUCUGCACCAUCCAAUCCUUGGGUACCACAGCUCUGCGUGUGCCCCACCAUUCGACUACACGCACCCUUUGUUGUCGCGACAUUCCCCAACUGCGUCCAACCACGCCAUCUCCUGGUUUGAUCAGCAUUCUCGCACGAGGAGCUAGAACGAAGAGCACUUCCACUGUGCUUGACCAUGAUAGACGCGUACCUGUUGACAUUCAACUGUGCGAGGCACCUUGUGAACCCGGAGACUCUUGCGCCGGCGUUGUUUGAUGGGCUCCCAAAAGCUGCCGCCGUCCCCGAGGUGCUUGCUCUCAGCCUUCAAGAAGUCGCGCCCAUCGCCUAUAGCUUCCUAGGAGGCUCGUACCUCAAGCCCUACUUCGACCGCAUCACCACGACUGUCCACCUUGCUGCCGAUCUCCACAGCCAUGGCAGCGAACGACUCGAGCAUGUGGCUACUCGAAGCCUGGGCUUGACCGCCCUCAUGAUAUUUGCGAAGCCUGGGUUCAUGGAAAGGAUACAAUACAUACAAGCGGCGGGUACAGGUGUUGGAGUCUGGAAUAUGGGCAACAAAGGUGCUGUUGCCAUGCGCAUCGGCGUGUCAAAACCGGGGUCUGAUGAGAUGCUCAAUGUAAGCUUCGUUGCAGCUCAUCUGACUCCUCAUGAGAAGGAAGUAGCCGCAAGAAACAAGAACUGGGAGGAUAUUGUGCGUAACACUGUGUUUGCAACUGACAAUGAUUCUGCAUACAGUUACUGCGACGAAGCUCCUCUGUGGGCAUCGGGAGAAGCCCCUUCAGGCAGAACCGGUCUGUUCCAUCCUGACAGUCACCUUUUCGUUGCCGGCGACCUCAACUAUAGAACCAGUAACGAAGGGCCCGGUCCCGGUGCCCACGAGACGUUUCCUCAGCCAGCCGCAUCCGAUGCAUUACCAGAGCAGUUCUCGCACCUGCUGAUGACAGAUCAGCUGAAUCGAGAGAGAAAGGCGAACCGCACGCUUCAUGGCUUGGAAGAACUCCCUAUCAAAUUCCCACCAACAUACAAGUACUCGCUACGAAAGGACAAGAGCGAGAAUCUAAUGAAGCCCGAGGAUCGGUGGCAGUGGGCCAGCCAUCGAUACCCAUCGUGGUGUGACAGAAUACUAUAUCUACCCUGCCCAACAUCUCCAUCGAAGCUUGACCCGCAAAUCUACACGGCAUUGCCGAUUCAAGCGACCUCCGAUCACCGUCCUGUCGCGUUGUAUGUACGCAUUGAUGAUAACGCCUUGCCUGCAGAUGCGGGGGACAUCCGCUCGAACCCACCUUUUCCCAUAAAUGCUGAGUGGAAAGCCAGGAAUGAUGCUGCGAGGCGGUAUGAGAUCGUCGUGGGCGUCAUGUCCUAUCUCGUACUGACGAACAAGGGCAAAGCUAUGAUAGUGGUUUUGGUGGGCGCUGUGUUGGCGACGCUCUACCUGACCAGUUGGCUUCGAAGGUAGACUUAUGAGGCUGUCAAGUGCUUCUCAUACAGGGCGGACGGUCCAAUUAGGUGCUUCAAACCCCAGCUUUAAAUCGAUCCACUGUGUCGAUAUGGGGGGGAAGAUUUUGUGAUCACUACAGUCUCGACCGCGAUGCUACACUGCGGCAUGUCGUCGGCAAAUUCUAGACAUGUGCUACGACCACUUCGAGGCGAGAAUUCUUCGCGAAUGUGCCGUCCCCUGCUGGUCGCGUGCGAAGAACGCUUUUCCAGGAUAGAGAGAC
Molecule: messenger RNA, 1837 nt
Organism: Paraphaeosphaeria sporulosa
Lineage: Eukaryota; Fungi; Ascomycota; Dothideomycetes; Pleosporales; Didymosphaeriaceae
Product: DNase I-like protein
Exons: 2
Coding region: 298-1575 (425 amino acids)
Biological process (GO): phosphatidylinositol dephosphorylation
Molecular function (GO): phosphatidylinositol-4,5-bisphosphate 5-phosphatase activity
Source: RefSeq, a predicted model, not a curated record